Emericellopsis cladophorae is the source of this 1923-nucleotide messenger RNA. RefSeq lists its product as uncharacterized. The record is from RefSeq and is a predicted model, not a curated record. Lineage: Eukaryota; Fungi; Ascomycota; Sordariomycetes; Hypocreales; Bionectriaceae. Bases 1 to 1923 code for a protein of 640 amino acids. The transcript has 2 exons.
AUGGCUGCCGCCCGCCGCCGAAAAAUCGGGCACCGUCGUCGCGUCGAGGAUGAAGGCGAAGAUGAGGGUGGCCCGGAACACUUGGAUCUAGAUGAUGAUUCGCUCUCGGACGCUUCGAUUGCGACUGAUGAUCACGAUGCCGACAACGAUAGCGACACAAGCAACGUCGACGAAGUCGUCUCGACAUCGCCCACUGCCACGAAACCGACCGAAACUACCGAAAAAGUCGCGAGCAAGGCCGACAGAUCAUCACGAAAGCUCCCAGUCGUACCGGCAAAAACCAUGUCGGACACCACUGCGAUGAUGCACGGCAUGGCGCUGGACGAUGAAAGCACGGCGCAGGAGUUACACUUUGAUGAAACUCAAGCCGACGUGACACAGCGUAAGGAGCGGCAAGGGGGAAAGCAUGCGGACCUUCCGGGCCCACCGAAAUCACCCGGGGCUCCUGUCGUUGUGAGCUCGACAGCAGCCACAAGACCCCAAAUGCACCCUCCUGGUGAUCCCACCACCACGUUGCCCUGGGCUCACGACAUGCACGAGACAGUCGCCGCGCGGGCCCCCGGCCCAAGUCGUCAACCGCGCCACCUGCCAGAGCCUGAAGGCCCUCCAAACGGCAACGGGUUUAUCCCAACUCGAGAGCCGAACUCUACCCCCAUCAACCGCAUUUUGUCGACAGAGAAGCACAUUGGAAACACCCAGGUCAGAGUCUCCUUGCCUGGGAUGGCGAAGCCUUUGGUCAAGCCUGGACUUGCUGUCAAGCAGUACACCAAGUUGCCGGAUCAUCGCCCGCCUCUGCGACGAGACAAACCAGUUCGCAUCUCCCUCCCAGACCGUCCGCCGCGCUAUAUCUAUCCAGCCAUCGAUAGGUCAUUCAUUUUCAUCCCCAGGGCUAUGCGACCCAACCAGCAACGGGGCAGGGGUAAAGGGCGGUCGGGUGCCAUGGGCUCUGCUGGCGGCUUCUCGAGGAGGACAAGUGUUUUUGGUGGGAGUUACUAUGGCAGCAUGUAUUCCCCCAGCGUAGCUAUGAGCAGGAGGUCGAGCUUCGCUCAGGACCGCGAUGCGAUGUUCUCGCCAGCAGCGUCAAUCACAGGGCCACCUGCGGAAAAUGUCAGGCCUGUCGUUCGCCUUCCGCCACCCACACGAUCCGAGGCUGUGCCCGCCAUGCCUAAUGGCCACGCUCCCUUCCUGCCUAUCAACGGACCACCGCCGCAAUUUCAGGAAAACCGCACGGCGGACGGCGUGCCCAUGCAUCAGCCUCGUCCAAAGAAGAAUAUUUCUGUGGCCGACAUCGAGUCCCCUUCGUUCAACCAGGGCCCGGCAUUCCAGCAAGCCUUCCACCAGCAGAUGCCCUUGCAAAUGGGGAAUGGCCAUCCAAAGGAAAACCACGUCCGACAACACUCCUACUUAUCGCAGCGUUCCUCGGGGACGCCCUUGUCUCAAAUACCCGAACGGGCCAUCCACGCUGCGCCCUUCCAGCCCAACCCUUACGGACAGGCUGUGCCACAGCAGCCCUACUACGGCCAACAGGAGUUCCAGGGUCCAGCACCUCCCACUUAUUCACCUUACUACGGCGGCAGCGCUUACAACGCACCCGACAUGGCCGCUCCUGUUGUUCCUGGAUACGGGGCCCCCUCGCAUCACGGCGCUCCUAGUGGCUAUGCGCCCCCAGCGACCGAUCCUGCGGUAAUGCAAGCAAACGACCCUGCUCAGACAGCGAAUGGUCCACUAGUUGCCCAGGAGGCCAACGGCAUGGUUUACUAUUACAAUACCCCACAACCUGGGUCGAUGAAUCCCUAUCAGCACUACCCGGCGGCCCAGCCAUAUCAGCCCACCGGGAUGGGAAUGGGUGGCAUGGUCACCCCUAGCCCAGAUGGAUACUACUAUCCUCAAGGAGGGCAGAACAUGGUCUAUUACCCCCAAUAG